Messenger RNA from Ambispora gerdemannii, 855 nucleotides. Lineage: Eukaryota; Fungi; Glomeromycota; Glomeromycetes; Archaeosporales; Ambisporaceae. The record is from the annotation of a GenBank genome assembly.
AUGACUAAUGAUCAACUAAUUGCUGAGUUAAAAGCCAAGCAAAAAUCCGGUAAGAUAAAACCUUCCCAAAUAAAAAAGAGUCAAUUUAGAAACAUGACCAAAGAAAAAUCAUUAGAGCAAAUUCAGGCUGAACUUAAUUCUUUAAAAGAAAAGUUAAAAGGUCAAGACCCUAGUUUAUUAAUCAAAGCCCGUCAAGAACUAAUCACUAUUACUAAGCAAUUACAAGAAUUAUUCCCUAGCGAACAAUUACCAGUUUCUCAAUUACUGACUAAGUUAAUUGCUGAAAAAAAUGCCCUCGAAAUGGCUUUGUUUGAAAAAAGACUAGACAGUUUAAAAGAGUUUUCUCACUAUCAAGAGCGAUUAAAAGAUUUAGAAAAUAGUGAACUGGUAGAAAUAACCCAAUUAAAAAAAGAAAAUCAACAAUUGUUAGAGAAGUUAAGUAAAGCCCGAGCUAUUUUAAGAAAAGACAAUUUUAAAGAUGAUAACCCUUUUUGGGAAGAAAACACGCUUACCAAGGCUCUGAUUUUACUGGCUAUUUUUGGUAUCGGAGCUUUACAAGAGAGUUUAACUAAUUAUGUGAAAGCUCCCUUAGAAAAUAAAGCCAAUGAUUUACAACAACAAUUAGAAAGCAAAUUUAAGGAGUUUAAAGAACACAAUAAGGCUUUUCAAACCACCGAGUGGAUUGAUAUCGGACUAAAACCGGAAGAUAGUGCUUUUGCUAAAUGGUUAGAACGAGAAGGCUAUACCGCUUUAGCGGUUCUUAAUGAAGAAGAUGCUAAUAGUUUAAGAGCCGAAUACCAAGUCAGUCUUAAUAAUCCCCAACCCGCCCCAAUUAACCCCAUCAUCAACAAUUGA